CAUCAAGAUACAACCAACAAUAGAAGCUAUAAAAGAACAUUAUGAAAACCAUACAAAGAACCUCAAUCUAAAGAACACAUGUUCCAGAGCUGAGCAGGGUAACCUGCUGGAAGGUACUAUCUGAGUACUGCUGGUAUAUCACCUAUUAACUCUGGGUUGCAGGGGUCUGGAUCCUAUCCCAAAAACAACAGGCACAAGGCAGGGAGCAACCAAGGACAGGGAGCCAAGCCAUCGCGGGGCAGACAGAAUAUAUACUUUUCUAAAGCAUUAGCAAAAUCCUGACUAUGACAAGAAUUUCUAUAUGAGUUUUAUUAUACUGAGUAAAUGUAAAGCCAUGGUGUUGCCGGUUCAAGCAUUAGUCUCUGUGUGUGUUUGAAUUUCCAAUAAAACUAUGAGACAAAUAGAAAUUUAGUAGUUGAAGACAAAGACAGUUUAAUAGCCUACUGACACCUUAUUACUAAGACUUGUUAAUUUAACCUGCUUAAUUGAGAAAUAUUGAAGGUUUCAUACAAAUUCCUGUCACUUUCCACUGGAUUUUAGUUCAUUAUGUUGGCAGAGAAUCAGAGCUCAAUAACGGACUUUUUCAUUAUUGGAUUUCCAGGACUUCUUCCCCGUUAUUAUGGUCUCAUUGCCACUGUCUUAUGCUUGAUAUAUGUCUUUACUAUACUUGCAAAUGCAAUAUUUCUUGCAAUAUUUAUAACAGACCAGAAGCUUCACAAGCCCAUGUACUUCAUCAUAUUGAACCUGGUUGUGUCUGACGUGUUGUUCAGCACCACCACCUUGCCAAAGAUCAUUGCCAGGUACUGGUCCCAGGCAGGAACCAUUUCAUUCACUGCUUGCUUUGUCCAGAUGUAUUUUGUGCAUUAUUUUGGAUCUGUGAACUCCUUUGUAUUACUAAUAAUGGCUAUAGACAGAUACGUGGCAAUUUGUAACCCUCUCAGAUACUCCAAUAUUAUAAGUAACUUUUUAAUUAGUAUUCUCAGCAUAAUUUCUUGGGUCAUUGCCAAGAUCGUGCCCCUGAUGAUGGUAAUUAGGGCAUACCCUCUGCCCUAUUGUGCAUCUAAUUCCAUAAUUCAUUGUUACUGCGACCAUAUUUCUAUCACAACGCUGGCAUGUACUGACAGGGCUGCUUACGCGUAUCCUGCUUUUGCUUCUGCUAUGGUCGUAUUACUGGUGCCUUUAGCAUUUAUCUUAUUUUCUUAUUGCUCUAUACUUGUUGCAGUCUUUAAAAUCGCCACCACCCAAGGUCGCCUCAAAACCCUCUCCACCUGCAGCGCCCAGCUCAUUAUCAUUUCCCUUUACUAUCUCCCCCGGUGUUUCAUGUACAUGGCGAGCAACGUGGGCAUUACAUUCAGCCCAGACUUGCGCAUCGCAAUCAUCAUGCUUUACAGUUUGUUCCCUCCCAUGGUCAAUCCGCUGAUAUACUGUCUACGGACUAAAGAGGUGAAGGAAAGUUUAUUCCAAAAGCUGAAGAAACGAGUAGACAUACAGAAAGCAAACGUGCUGACAUGAGACUGAUAACAUUUGGUAAAAAUGGUGUGAUAGAUAACUGAGCAGAUAACUGUGCAUUCUGACUUUAUGUUAUGCAAUUUUUUUGUUUUCGGUAUGCAAGUUGAUUGAUAUAGUUCAGAUUUUGCUUUCCUAAAAAGGUCAACAUCAUUGUUAGCUCACAUUGUUGUGAUUGGCUUAAAGGUUUUUGAGACAGCUUGAGUAAGUUAACAAAAAAUACCAAUAACAAAGGCCACGUCCAUUGUAAAAAAUUGCAUUUUAAUAAUAUACGUCAGCAUUUGCAAUGUUGACCCCUGGGUACCUUGAAAGAAAAAAUACCCGUAUAACUGUGAGCCAGUUUGUUUUAAAUCAUACCAUGAUCGUGAUUAUAGACUGCUUCAGACCCAGUCCUGGAUGUUCUGGCACACUAGGCAGGAUCAUCUCCCCGCCAAGAGCAGCGUAUCAUUUUUCUGUCAUUUCAGUUAGCCUGUACUACUGAAAUGUUUUAGUAUAUCUGGCUGCUAACUAGCUAGCUACCAUCUGUUUUAAGUAGUGAAAUAUUAAAACUGGAAAGGGCAUUUCUGAUUUUUUCACUCACUCUUUUGUACCCCCUACUCAAAUGGUGCCCUAUGUUGCCUAUAGGGUGGGCCAACCAUGGCUUAGUUACCUGUUAGAAAAAUAAUUCUUUGCGAUAGACUA
Messenger RNA from Brienomyrus brachyistius, 2187 nucleotides. RefSeq names its product olfactory receptor 10A6-like. NCBI's taxonomy places the organism in Eukaryota, Metazoa, Chordata, Actinopteri, Osteoglossiformes, Mormyridae. The record is from RefSeq and is a predicted model, not a curated record. Gene Ontology annotation, biological process: G protein-coupled receptor signaling pathway. The transcript has 3 exons. Bases 547 to 1512 code for a protein of 321 amino acids. Gene Ontology annotation, cellular component: membrane. Gene Ontology annotation, molecular function: olfactory receptor activity; G protein-coupled receptor activity.